This is a messenger RNA of Effrenium voratum, 1007 nucleotides long. The record is from the annotation of a GenBank genome assembly. Lineage: Eukaryota; Dinophyceae; Suessiales; Symbiodiniaceae.
AGCAUCAGUGUAGAGAUUCGGGAUUUUUUCCCGGCACGCCGGCAGUCCGUCAUGGUGAUUUUGGACGUGAAGCGCUCGGAGAAGAAGAAUGAGUUCCUCUACGAGACCAGCGUCAAGACGAACAUCGGGGAGCUGUUGAAAGAGCUCUGUGAGCUUCACAAUCUGAGGCUGAAAGUGCAGCGGCUGUCGAUGGCGUGCAAGGAGCUGGCGAAGCACGGCCCACUCCGACCCGAAGAGACGCGUGGCAUCUCUGAGGAGCUGAGCAAGCACACAGAGCUUGACGUGAACGCGUAUGGAAAGCCGACGAGACCAGACGAGUCGGGGUACCGAACCGGUGUGCCGCCACCUCCCGAGGUGGCGGACGUGCUGUCCAGAACUGCGGAGGAAGCCUUCGCGGCCGUGGCCGCUGAGUUGGUGCAGCAGAAGAGGUCCUUGGACAAGAAGGUUUGCCAGACGCACAUCGACAACAUGCGUGGUGCUGUCAUGAUUGCCUAUCCAGCAUUUCAUAGAUUGCCGGUCUAUGACCCGGUGCGGCAAGAGCUGGAGGACCGGGAGGAGUUGGACGGCGCCUCGGAGCUGCAGUGCGUGCUGGAGCCUUCAGACACAAACAUCUGGUGGGCAGGCAAAGAGCUCAGGACGGAUCAGACCUUGGAGCAGUACGUGGGUAAGAAUGAGAAGACCAAGAUCGUGGCAAAGCUGGCCCCAAAGAACGCCGGCGCGCCGGUUCGGGAGCCUCGCAUCGAUGAGAACACCCACAAGGCGAUGAUGGCACAUUACUACCGGAAGCAGGAAGAACAGAAGAAGCUGCAGGAGGACGAGGACGACUCGUACCUGGACUCUGAGUGGGCCAAUCCGAAGUCCCUGAAGAGCACCCUGGUGGGCGGCGGCAAGCCAAUCUCCUGGAAAGCGAGGUGAUGUGUUCGCAGCUGAAUUCGCUUUGUGCAUGGCUUUCACAGGAUGGAACAAAGGCGCACCGUUGGUGUGUUUGCAGUUUUCAGUGGCCCUGC